GUGGGACACAAGGCAGGAGCGAGGCAGAGACAGACAGCCCGAUUUUCUGUUGACGUCGCCGCAACAAACACUCACUCCGCCCUAGCAACAGCACAAGCGCACAAUCGCGACGGCGCUCGUAACCCGCUCUUCACUCUCGAACCAUGGAGCAGACGACGCCAGGCGACCCGCCGACAGCGCCGCCUCCUAUCGGCAUGACCAUCGAUACAGUCGAACUGUCGCAAGCUGUAGAGCAAAUCGCAAGAGAUGGUCAUAGCCCGCGAGUUUCAGCGCCACCGACCCCGACGCUGCGCACUCCGUUGUCGCGUCGGACAUCCACGGCGUCAAUGAACUUGCAACCGAAGUCUCCGCGACCGCCGUCGCGUCGCUCGUCAAGCAGUAUGAGCCUGAACAAGCCAGCUUCUUCGCCUGCUCUGCGCAAGAAGUCGUCGCGGGCUUCGCUAGGUGCGACUGAUGAGCAAGAACAGAGCUCGACCCCUAAGCGGUCUAUUUCGAACCUCAUUGCUGGGCUGAGGGAGUCGCAGACACGGAUGGAGUCUAUUGAGGAGCCCACGCCCCUGACAUCUGCGCAGCUAGCAGCGUCACACUUCACCAAGGAACUGCUUGCGCACGGAGAAGAGGGGACAGAGUCUGACGUCGUCGUUAUACUCCACGAUGCAUGCUAUGGACAUCGAUGGUCCCGCCUCAAAACCACCAAAGGCCAGCUCUCUUUGAUCGUGGAGCGACCGGAGCGCAUCAAUGCUAGCGUGCUGGGAGCAUCAACAGCGUAUGUCAGGUUGGGUGGACAUCAUGAAGGCGGAGAUCGCCCACCACAUCCAAAUCGCAGUGCCAAUGCUCGUCCACCCUUCAAGAUUCGCCGCACCGCCCGCGUCAUUGAUAUCACAUCUCCGUACGUGACUGCUGUCCACGGGACGGAGUGGAUGGAUGAAUUGAGAGGAAUGUGCAGCUCGGCGCCAGAGAAGCUUGCGGCUGGAGUCAAGGAGGUCGGGCGAUCAGCUGGGAAGGAACAGCUGCAUGAUGGGGACCUGUAUCUCGCUCCAGGGUCGCUCGAUGCUUUUCAAGGGGCACUCGGUGGUGUCGCCGAUGCUGUCGACGCUGUAUUUGCUCCCAAUGCCAGCGCCACUAAAGCGUUCGUCGCUGUCCGUCCGCCUGGUCACCAUUGUUCAGCCGAUCAUCCAAGUGGUUUCUGCUGGUUGAACAAUGUGCACGUAGGUAUCGAAUAUGCUGCGCAGCUUUACGACGUGACUCACGCCGCCAUCUUCGACUUCGAUCUCCACCAUGGUGAUGGCAGCCAAGCGAUUGCGUGGCAACGAAACAGCAAGAACAACGAGAAGCGACAGAACGCAAAGCCGAACAGCAAACUGAAGCUCACUCCAGAUAUUGGCUACUACAGUCUACACGACAUCAAUAGCUACCCUUGCGAAUGGGGCGAUGACGCAAAGGUUCAGGCAGCAAGCUUGUGUGUCGAGAACGCGCACAGUCAGUCGAUAUGGAAUGUGCACUUGCAGCCGUGGAAGACUGAGGACGAGUUCUGGGUGCUUUACGAACAGCGAUAUCGUGUUCUGCUGGAUAAGGCCCGAGUGUUCUUACAGCAUCACAGCAACCGCAUUCGCAUGGAGGGCAAAGUUCGACCCAAUGCGGCAAUCUUCAUAUCUGCAGGUUUCGAUGCUAGUGAAUGGGAGGGCCAAGGCAUGCAAAGGCAUAAAGUCAGCGUGCCGACAGAGUUUUACGCUCGCUUUACCGAAGAUGUGGUUAAACUCGCCAACGAGGUAGAAGGCUGCCAAGGCAGAGUCAUCAGUGUCCUCGAAGGAGGCUACAGUGAUCGCGCGCUCUGCAGCGGAGUGCUCAGCCACUUGUCGGGCCUUUGUGCGGCCCCUGUCGUAGCGCAGGCCAGCGGCUUCGACGAGCUCAUGAAUCUGAGCAACAAGAUGAACGGGCUUUCUAUGAAUUCGCAUGGGCUAGGCUCUGAAUAUCGAUAUGACAAGAUGUGGUGGACCAGUGACAAUCUGACAGCCCUCGAACACAAGAUCAACCCUCCUCCGCCACCGCAAGCGAAGAAGUUUCGCGUUGGGCCCCAGCCCACGUAUGCAACGCCUACAGAGUCGUUCGCCUACAAGGUAGUCGACACGAAUAAAUUCGCACGCUCCAUAUCUGGCACGAUGCGCGACGUGCCUAGACCCGACCGAGCUCCAACCCCUCCACCGCCAGAGGUGGACUGGGUGGUCGCCACGCAAGAGCUAUCGAAGCUUCUCAUCCCACAGGACCGACAGACAAAAAGUUGCACUUCAGAAGAACUCACUGUCCCACGCGUCAAGAAAGAGUUGGCCCCAACUGCAGGGCGAGAUGCGGCGCCAUCUCGACAGUUGCGGGAUCGGAAGGCCAAGGCUCCAGCCUAUGCCGAGAGCACUCACAGCGAUGAAAGUGCUGCUUCCAGGGCGGCGAGCCGCAAUGAAAGCAGGGCAAGCAGAAGAGAGACUAUUGACAUCUUGCCAUCACAAGAAUCAGCGGCAACACAGCAGAGAAGGUUGAGUCGACGACUCAGUGCCGGUAGUGCUCUUACCGUGACCGACGCGCUUGUAGACAGUGCAGCGCCACCCGUGCCAGCUCUACCGGGAAACAGGCCCAGUGGCAGCAUGAAACCUCCUCCCGUGCCUGCCCUUGUCAACAAGAAAGCCAGAGUGCCAACCAAAGGCGCUCGGGCUGUGCCGUCAUCAACGAGUGCACCCAGCUCGCCAGCUGCAAAGUCAGCAGCCGCGGCAGCGUCUGCAAGACCAGCUGCAAUCAGAAGCAACACCUCCGAUAAACCUUCUGAUGUUGAUGGACUUGCCAAUGGCGUCAAGAAAAUCACACUCAAGGCACCGGCAUCAAAGGAAGAGCACGAACGUAGACAGAUGGAGAAGCUCAAUGCGGACCGCCGAGCUCGAGCCUUAAAAGGAGCGGAGACGAGGAGGGUCAAUGCUGCAGCCAAAAGGGCCGCGCAGUCUUCUGCGCAGUCCUCUGCACAGCCCCCGGCACAGUCGAACGCAUCCAAACCAGCCUCCAACAUACCUCCUGGAAACCACGCCGUCGAGCCAGCUCCGCCCGCAGUCAUCGCUGCUCAUGCGGCAGCUGCUCCCACAGGAUUAUCACUCCCGGCCAUGUCCGCAAACCCAGCGACGUCUGGGCUUCCACUAGCUGCGAUGGCCGAGACUACUCAUGCGAAGGAAAAUGUUGCGCCAUCGUUGCUGGCCGAUAAGACGGCUCUUGUCGAGCAAUCUAGUUUCAUUGGGCAGGAUGCAGCUGAUCGAUUAGCGUCAGAUGAGGUCAACCAGCUUCAGAGAGCGAUCGCUCGUCCAGAGCCACAGACUGACAGCUCGCACUCUGUGAACGAUGUUGCUAGCACAUCCAUUCCUAGACCAGCUGCCACAGCUGCGUUCACUUCAACGGGGAACUCGAUGCCCAAUUUGGUCAGUACAUUAUCGGAACCCGCGACGAGUGUUAGUCCAGCUAGCACUACCAACAUGCUAUCACAGCUCGCAAAACCUAGCCAGCUCCCAGUAUUCAGCAGCACAGGUUAUAUACCUUUCAGUACAACGAACGCAUCUCAGCAGGAGUCACGCACAGUAGUGGCGGCCGCCUCGAUGCUAGAUGUGCAGACGCAGCAGAAGCAGGAAGAACCACCAGAGAAGAGCAUCUGAGAUGUGCCCGACAGUCCGGCCAGAUAGUUGAGCUUGACUAUUUCCUUAUGUUUGGGAAGGCUGCUUUGCUUGUACGAGAUACCCCCUUUGCCGCGCU
Molecule: messenger RNA, 3774 nt
Organism: Cercospora beticola
Lineage: Eukaryota; Fungi; Ascomycota; Dothideomycetes; Mycosphaerellales; Mycosphaerellaceae
Gene: HOS3
Product: histone deacetylase
Cellular component (GO): nucleus
Molecular function (GO): histone deacetylase activity
Source: RefSeq, a predicted model, not a curated record